GAUUCUCGGAGUGUUAGAUUCUGCCGAGGCUUACGGCAUGUAUUUCAAUCGAUCGACUAUCGAGCCGCCAAUCUGCAUAUAUUUCAUCCUGCUAUUUCUGAUUUUUCUGUCGGGCAACGUUCAACAGAUCGAAGGUAGAAAAUGCGUAUGCACGAGCAAGGCCUGUAAAGAAGCCGGAGUUGACACGUGCAAGACCAAGUUUUACUGUUACACAGAGUUGAUCUUGACUGGGGACCAAGAAUUCGGAGGAAAUACUACGACAAGAGGAUGCACCGAGGGUGCCACGCCAUUGUUAUGCGAGACAAAGUCCUGGGUCACGAGGUCGAAGUCGAGCGACAACGUGGACCGAUCGUCGGCUGCCUGGAUCCGUAUGCCCUGGCCCAGAUUGAAGUGUUGCGACAGCCACGACUACUGUAACGCCGAUCACCGCAUAAACGUGUCCACGUGGAUCCACGACAAAGAGACGCCCGAUGCUGUGGAACCCACUUUAGGUUACACCGGUUCCUUUAAUGGGAUGUCGUCGGGCCGAGACAUAAUGGGAUCGAUUCAGCCGGAUCCAGGGCCGAUUACCGGAGGUCGAGAAUCGUCGGAUCAAUUCCUUGAGAAUCGCGUUAAACCGCUGCACGUUGCUGCGCUGGUCUUAGCGAUCGCUGCCCUGAUAUCGGUCCUAGCAGCCUGCUACGUUAUUACAAGAUUCUUGAAAACGAAUCCAUACACCGUUGGCAGUGUGGAAUAACGAAGAUCCUUACUUGUAAUCUUUAAGCCUCGAAACUUUCCAACAAUUAUCACCAUCUUCUUUUAUCGGAUUAAAGAAAUCAGGGCGAUGGAUCACGGUGGCGUCGAACGGAUGCGUGGAAACGUGGGAUAUCGUGCGGUUUGAAGAGUCAUCGAAGGAAGGCAUGACGAAGCUCGACGAGGGACAGUUUUGGGCAAACAACUCGCUGAAAUCUUUUGUUUCCAAGGGUAUGACUAACAUCGGGCUGCGCCUCUUAUUUGAAUUCCGUCCUCCCGGUCUCACGGGUCUAAAACCAGGUGCUUCGCUUGUUUCCGUGUAAUUAGUCAUCCUCGGGACAUGCACGUAGUUGAAAGAGAGAAGCACAUACUUGUGUAAAGCGUUGAAGAAUCGGACAUUUUUAGGAUGGUGGACGAAUUUGGUGAACAUGGUGAACGUUUGUUGUAUGUACGACGUUGACUCUAUGGUAAACGUGACAGUAGACAAGAGCCAGUGUUGGAGCCAGUGUAUACGUCGAACGAUGAUACGAUAAAUUAUUAUGCGUACAAGAAACUGCAUUCCCGUUUUGAUGGAUUUACAUCUUGUUACGAUUGUAAAUAAUUUGUAUAAGAAUAGCGUAAGAUAUUAAGUAUAUUGAGGCGUAAAAAUAGUAGAAUACGUUAGAUCCAGAUUUGCAUAUGUUUUACAUUCUCUUACAUUUUGUAUUCGAUGUAAUAGGCUUUGAUCAUGUGGCAGGAAAUACGGAUAAUAUAAAUCUCAAGGAGAUUAAUCAACAUGCACGUAGAUAUAGAAUGGAUGGAAUGGAAAAAUAACAAGAUCAGUUGUUCGCACCGUUAAA
Molecule: messenger RNA, 1571 nt
Organism: Bombus terrestris (buff-tailed bumblebee)
Lineage: Eukaryota; Metazoa; Arthropoda; Insecta; Hymenoptera; Apidae
Exons: 6
Coding region: 38-736 (232 amino acids)
Cellular component (GO): membrane
Molecular function (GO): transmembrane receptor protein serine/threonine kinase activity
Source: RefSeq, a predicted model, not a curated record